UACAACAUUGCUCGUGAUUGUCUUGAAUCAUCAUCAUCUCAACAAUCGGUGGUUUUUGUCUGAAAUGCUAUAAAUUUACGUGGCGCUUUGUGUUGUUCUUUUUCAUAAAGAUAAUUUUAAAGGUUUGAACUUUUCUCUAUCAUUUACAAAACGAGUGAAAUUUCAUCAAUCUACAGGAGUACCAUCUACAAUAUUUAAAAACGCUGGAAAUCGCCAUCAGGUUUCUUAUCAAUUAUUGAAAAAUUUAACCAUCGCGUUGCAGCUGUUUUCCUAUCAAUAUCAUAAAGCAAAGGAAAAGUAGCUGCAUGUGUGUUAGACAUAACGUACAUUGACCUUGGUGAUUCGCUACAUUGGUCAUAUGUCGGAUAUGCUUGAGGCGAACGAUUAUCCUUUUGUUAGUAACAUUGCAUAAUCUGUACACCUUGUUUUUAUAAUGCCCGCGUGUCAGAUUGGCUGCUGUCCCGUUGAUUCUUGUGAAUGCUCUAUAGCCUUAAAUGAUUGCGAAUGUCUUUUCACAAAUGAACUUGAUGGUUCCCUGGUCUUAGAGAACACACACUUGACAGCCGAGCAUCAUUAUGAAAAACUACGUUUGACCACUUUGCACACGAUAUGUUCUUGUCGUACUAAAGAUGAACUUACCGAUUACCUCAAACCAGUUGUGCCUUAUCUUGAUGAUGACAAUACCGAUGCAGCAGAUAUUGAUUGUCAGACAGACGAAGAUGGCGAUAUUGCUGAAGAAGGUAUCAACAAAGACGAACCUGUAAAUGGAAAGAAUAAUUUCGGAAACGAAAUGAGAGAUGAUUUAUGUGCGGUUUCUCAUUCGAAGAAGCUGUCUCGUACGAACAGUCUGCCAUUGAAACAAUCCUCAAAUCCUAAUUCUCCUUCUAAGGUUACGCCGACGCCAAACUUUGAUCUUAAAACUUCUUUGUCGUUCGAGAUUCCUCAUGUUUCCUUUCUUAAAACAAAGCGCAGUCAAAGUAUAGCUGAAGCAAGACUUGGUGAUUUGUUGAAUGAACGACGUCCCAGCUGUUUUCCAUUAUCAACACAGGAACUACGGUCGGACGCUGUACCUGACCCACACCAAGGUCAUGAACAUAAUCGCAUUCACGAGUACCAUCAUGAAAUGUUUCAUAACAGACAUUCUAUUGAUCAUCACUCUGACAACCAUCAAAAUGAAGUUGAUCACUAUGGUCACCAUAACUAUGAAGUAGAUCACCAUAAAAGAGAUGAUCAUCAUGACCACCAUCACCAUGAAGUUGAUCAUGACAACCAUCAUCAAGGAGACCGCCAUGAAGGGGAUCACCACAACCAUCACCAUGAAAGAGAUGAUCACCUUGACCACAAUCACCAUGAUCACCAUUAUCAUGAAAAAGAUGAUCACCAUGAUCACCAUCCCCAUGAAAAAGAUGAUCACCAUGAUCACCAUCACCAUGAAAAAGAUGACCACCAUGAUCACCAUCACCAUGAAAAGGAUGACCACCAUGAUCACCAUCACCAUGAAAAAGAUGACCACCAUUGUCACCAUCACCAUGAAAAGGAUGACCACAAUGAUCACCAUCACCAUGAAAAAGAUGACCACCAUUGUCACCAGGAGGGAACAUCUCAAGAUGCAAGUUGUUGCCAUAGUUCAAAAUGCGACGAACAAUUGUUUACUUCAGACGAAGAGUUUAAGUCUUUAGUGAAAUCAGAUUAUUCUAAAGUUGACAUCGAUGAUAUGACGCUAAGAACAACGAAGCUUCGAGUGCAAAACUUAUGUUGCCCUAAGGAAGCGACGAUUGUUCGCGAUGAAUUACAACUUAUUGAGGGCAUUGAAAAAGUUCGUAUAAACGUUCUGGGUCGUGUUGUUCACGUGACUCAUUAUGUUGAAGUCGUGUCAGCGACGUCAUUGAUGACAGCAUUAAAUAAACGACAUCUUGGUGUGUCCAUUGUUGAUACUGGGUCAGAGGCUGACGCUGAAAAAGGACUUCCAAGAUCAAUGAAAAUUCGACUGGCAAACCUCACCGUUCAAUUUAUUCUUUUUACCACCGCUUUGGUUGGGCAUUUCACCUCAGGCUCAUGGUAUGUUUGGGUAGCUAUAGCCGAAAUAUGUUUUGGAGUUUUACCCAUAUUAAAGAAAGGGUAUCGUGCAUGUCGAAAUAAAGAUAUCGAUUUAAAUAUCCUUAUAACCAUCACGGUGAUUGGUACGCUGGUCAUUCAGGAAUGGGUCGAAGGCGCAGCUGUGGUUUUUGUAUUUACUCUUGCUGGUUUUUUACAACGGUUUUGUUUUUAUCGUGUUCAAAAAACCAUAUCAAGUUUGAUGUUAUCAAAACCUUCAAUGGUGGUCAUGGCUUGUACCGGAGAAUGUGUCCCAGUGGAACAAGUUCCUAUUGGUUCAAUAAUCGCCGUUCGACAAGGUGAGCUCAUUCCACUAGAUGGUGUAGUUGUAAAAGGAGAAGCGUAUGUAGAUGAAAGUUCCAUAUCAGGCGAGGCAACUCCUGUGGAAAAAAGUCUUGCUUCGUCAGCCUACAGUGGUACUGUUAUACAACAUGGAUAUUUAGAGAUAGAAACAACAUCCAAUUUUAGUUGUUCUACUAUGUCCAAAAUAUCUGCAAUGGUUGAAGACGCCCAGUUGAAUGUAUCGCCAACAGAAAUUACAGUAAACAAAUUUGCGAAGAUAUACACACCUUUGGUGAUCGUGGUGGCCAUUCUUGUUUUCCUUGUUCCAUUUUUCUUGGGUCUUGCCGGUGUUGAUGAUUUUGUUGGUAAAGAAAGGGUUUGGGGUAUACGUGCGUUGAUUGUACUCGUGACUGCCUGCCCCUGUGCUCUUCUUCUCGCCACUCCCACCGUCGUUAUAUGUGGUAUUACUGGUGCUGCACAUCUUGGUGCACUUGUCAAGGGGGGGACGUACCUUGAAGCUUUAGGGCAUCUAAAUGUUCUUGCAUUUGACAAGACUGGAACUCUGACGGAAGGGAAAUUUCAAGUUGUUGAUUUGGUGUCACUAGAUGAACACGAUGAAAGUGUUGUGUUACGAUGGGCGGCGGCUAUUGAGAGUAAGUCAAGCCAUCCACUGGCUGCUGCUAUUGUUAAUGAAUUCACUGGUGAGUGUGUCUCAGAAUUCGUGAAAGACUCCGAUGUUCUUCCGAAUGUCGACGAAUUCUAUACAAUGGAAGGUCAGGGGAUAUCAGGGAAAGUUGAGGGACACAACAUAGAAGUGGGUAAUCGCUCCUUACUUGAGAAACUUGGUCUGUCUCUCUCAUCGACACUAGAAACAAAAUAUUUUUCAUUUUGUGCUGAUGCUAAGACCGUUGUUUUUGUGUGUGUUGAUGGAGAACUUGCACUAAUGAUUUCAUUGGCCGACAUCAUACGUCCGGAGUCACGUGAUGCGAUCAAAUGGUUACAGGAUCUCAAUGUACAUCUGUGUAUGUUGACUGGUGAUUCGAAACAGACCGCCAAUGCUGUUCAGAGUCAGUUAAAACUGGAUUCUUGUUUAUCUGACUUGAAACCGGAUGAUAAACUGAAUUGGGUUGUGAGUACAAGAGAACAAGACGUUCGGAAACGAAGAUUUUUCAGUAGAAAAAAAAAAAGUCAAGUCGUUGGCAUGGUUGGUGAUGGUGUUAACGAUGGUCCUGCUCUAGCUGCGUCGCAUGUUGGAAUAGCCAUGGCAGCUGGAGGCUCCGCACUUGCUGUCGAAGCUGCUGGGGUUGCGUUGAUGAACAACAGUAUUCUUAAAGUUCCUGAGAUGAUCUGCUUAAGUCGAUUUUGUCGUCGUGUUAUUCAGGAAAACAUUAUUCUCUCUGUGCUUUUGAAAGCUGUUUUUGUUGUUGUCGCGUUCACAGGAUAUGUUCGCGUUUGGAUGGCAGUAUUAGCUGACCUUGUUGGCCUUGUCGUUGUCAUUAUCAAUGGUCUUAGACCUCUAAAAUGGAAACCACUACGAAAGAGUGAUCGGAAAGAGCCCCCACGUGCCUCGUUUAAACGUAAAAGACCAUUACUCUUGUUCGAGAGUACUGUGUAAGAAUUGAACAAGUAAGGAUUUCUGAAACGGCUUAAAAAAUAUCAAUGUUGUAUUGAAAAUUUGGAAACAAGAGUCAUUUAUUGGGGAAAAAAACGUCUAUCACAAUUCACCACCCAAGAUUUUGUAUUGAUGUUUGACUGUGCUUAUCUUUUGGAGAAAUUCUGGUUGGGUAAGGAAUGAAAUUUGUCCAUGAAAUUUGUACACUCGAGUUAAAGGAACACCUAUCUGUUAUUGUGUUAAGUAUUUAAUUAUAACAAAAAUUAUUUGAA
Molecule: messenger RNA, 4260 nt
Organism: Xenia sp. Carnegie-2017
Lineage: Eukaryota; Metazoa; Cnidaria; Anthozoa; Malacalcyonacea; Xeniidae
Product: cadmium/zinc-transporting ATPase HMA2-like
Exons: 10
Coding region: 434-3991 (1185 amino acids)
Biological process (GO): monoatomic cation transport
Cellular component (GO): membrane
Molecular function (GO): ATPase-coupled monoatomic cation transmembrane transporter activity; cadmium ion transmembrane transporter activity; metal ion binding
Source: RefSeq, a predicted model, not a curated record